This is a messenger RNA of Amoebophrya sp. A120, 5998 nucleotides long. The record is from the annotation of a GenBank genome assembly. Lineage: Eukaryota; Dinophyceae; Syndiniales; Amoebophryaceae.
CACAGACGUGUAAUCAUGUGAACAGAUAGAGCUGUUGAACAAAGUGCAGGCGCAUCAUUCGAGAUAUCUAAGUGACAUGGAGCAUCCGCUUCGCGGCCACUUGCCUAAGCUAAAGACAAGUAGAAAGAGAAGCAAAACCGGUUCCAUUGGUGGACAAAAGGCACCCUUCUAGAACAAAGAUAAGGACAAUGAAUUGUAGCAUGUACUCUAGAAAAAGGAUGCGGACACUGUCAGCAUAGCGAGAUACUUUUGACGUAGUUGAAUGAAACAGAAAGAUCAGUACCUAUGGAAGUAGAACUAGCUACAAGCCAAACACCGAGAAACUUUGGCUUUCGGCAUCUCAGAAGAAGCAAAGAUACACCCCCGAGAGAAAAUUGUAGUAUUCUCAAAAUAAAACACACGCCGCGAACCAGAAAGAAGAUGGUAAGUGUUGUUGAGAAGAACGACAAGCACAAGCAGGAGCAGGCACAACUAUCAAGAAUUUUGCGACGUCGCUAGUACUUGCCGUAGUCCGUGCUCCCGUAUUUCAGUCUCGCUACCUCCACACUGUGCAGCGGAUACGUCGGCGGGACUAGUAGUACUACACCAAAUAAACGAAAGAACAACGUGAACAAGAAGGCGCUCCACCACAACCAAAACAGAGAAGUUUCGUGUAUGAAAAGAAAAAUCUGAAGCGAAAGCGAAAGAAGAAUCGUUUCUCCUUUGUGUAAACAAAUAAACGCAUUUGUGUACCCACAGCGGCUUCUAAGACUUCAUCCCCAGCGCCAGCAGUACUACACCGAGUGGGCUUAUCACCAGGGGCGCACUUUCGCUAUUGAUGCGGUGCUAAACGUUGUUGUACGACCUGAAAUGACGAAAGUUGUCGAGGAAAACAUCGCGGAACCCCUCCUCGUUUCCGAGGCGGCCGAAGCUGCGGACAAGGUGUGACUCUUUUCCUUGUCUUGUACCUACCAUUUUUGUCGGGUGAAUCUUUCAGCAGCCAGUAACACCAGGGCAGGAGGUGCAGUGUCAUUUUCGUAUAGAGUUUGGACAUCUUCAACCAAACUGGAAGUUAGUUGUAGGCAAAUGAAAUGAAGACUAUCAAACAAGACUGUAAGCCUAGUACGCUCUCUCCACCAUGCUCAACAGGUUUGUCCCGGCGACGGAUCAGAUUCCGAAAGAAGUUCAGUGAACAAGGCUCCUUGCGGGGCGACCAGUGUGCAGCUAGAGGAACCGGAUCUCGUUACCACGAGCGCGAUGAUCAUCAAAAAGGACGAAGCGGUGGCCGCUCCGCCUUCCAGUACUGACGGCGACGCGUCUUCGACGGAAGUGCAUGUCGUUCGUCACAGCCAAAGCGAGCACGAAACCGAGGACACUGAAAGAGCCAUCACAGAGAUCCUGACCAAAGCGCCAGCGGGCACGGCAAGAAAUGAAACAAGUUCACGUUCUACCGCGUCGUGCGAUGAGCCGCGGCCAGAUGAUAACCUGGCUUCCAAGGAAGCAUCGCAGGAAGAGAGCGAGCGGGAGGCUGGUGUGGAGCAGCAUGCAAAUGCUGUGUCGGGCUCUGCCACUGACGAAAAGGAAAAGCAUCCGCAAUCUGCUAGCGCCGAUGCAACUUCUGCACUACCAUCAGCACCUGCGGAGAUGGCAAACAAGGCAAACGAAGACUCAGGCGCGACUGUGUCUGAAGUGCUGCAACAGGCAGAUGCUUCAUCUACGUUUGAUCAUGGCGCGCAACAAGAAAAAGAAGAGCAGGAAGUACAACCGACUUCUACAGAUUGUGAAACAGGUGCCGAAGAAGCAUCUUCUUCGCUAGUCAAUGAGAACCAUAAACCGCCCUCCGUGCCCACAGUUGCAGACGUACUGGCGUCACCACUUGAAUUUGUCUGGUCGGAGAACCAAAAGGCCCGGAUGAACGUCACCGGCGGAGAUACGGAGCGGACAAUCACCUGCAAAAAAAUCUCGUAUUUUUGGAUAGUUGAGUACUUAAGCGCGAAUGCAACUGAUCAUGCAAAAGCAAUGCGGCUUUAGGCUUCCUUCAGACAUCUUGUGCAUCUACUUGUGAAGUAGAUGUUAGAGAACACAAAGAAAAUUUACGGGAUGGAUUUGGUCUAUUAUCUGACAUGGUUUUUGUCUUGCCUGGGCUGUCACGACAAUUGAAUUUUCAUGCUUUGUCCAGGUAUAUCCUCCGGCACUUUCAUCACCGCACGACGCACGACAAGGACAGCUGGAUGAAGGGAACGGAGUUACUGACCCUGCUCACCGACCCGCACGACCCCCACACGUUGUCCGACCUGCUCGUUUUCCUCAAGGAGUGCAACGAGGAGAAGGCCAGGUACGAGAUCCGUGGGGAGGACAGCGUGCUGGAGGUGCGGGCCAACCGCCGGGUAGAUCCGGCUACGUGCCACGCGAAUGCUGCGGCGACCGGCGGUAAUCAACAUGGGCAACAUCAUCUUCACGCCGCACAUCAUGGUGGAAGUUACCAUGUUCACAGAGACAAUUACCAGCACCACAGUGGUAGAGGAGGACCUUCACAAAGGGAUCCAAAUCUCAAUCACAACUCAUCAUCACACCACAGUAGUACCAAGAAUCAUCACAACAGCAACAUUCACAAGCACUACCAGAACCAGGCGGUUUACACAACCGAAGAUGGACUCGCAGGGAUCGCCACGACGUCUGGGGGCGCAACGAGCAGUGGGGGUGGGGAAAGCAUCAAGACGUCGCGACCUCCGCGGACUGCUUCCUCUGUGAGAAGCAAAAGCAGUGGGGGUAGGCUUUUUUAUUGUGUUUGCUUCUUGAGUACUUGAGAAAGAGAAUGAGAUCCUGUCGCGUUUCAGAAGUUGCCUUGAUGUUUUUGUUGCAUGCAGACAAGGAGAUCUACUUCUACAUCGCAGUCUGAAUUUCCCUGAAGCUGCAAGUCUCUCCUUGACUAAGUAUAAGUAAAUCUAAAUCAGUAUCGCUCAUGGCCGACAUUAAAAGGUCGUAAGUUAACCGGCCUCGACGUCGUGUCCAGCGCCGAGACGGCUUCGGCUCAGUCACGAUCGAAAUCUCCGGCUCACCGAAAUAAGAAGAAGCAGAAGGGAACGUCCAAAGGGUCGAAGACCACGACUGGCACCAAUAAUCACAAGAGCAGCCCCGCCGAGGACCAGCUUUCGCACGCGGAUGAAGCGGGCGCGUCAGGCGAGGCUGACGUAGAGACGUCAGCGAAAGUAAAAAAGACAAAGCACGCCAAAAAGAGCGAGCGGACGCAGCAAGUGGAGAAGACAACCACAACAGGAGCUGCACCUUCUUCAGGGGAAGCAGGCACUGCAAGCAAAGGCUCGGGGAAACAGAAGAAUAAAGCGAACAAGAGUGCAAACAGCUCGAGUAAACCACGACGCGAAUCAGAAGUUGAAGUCGUCGCUGGUGCAGUAACCGCAGCACCAGAUCACGUACACGUAGACGCUUGCAGUAAAGAUGAAGAUAAUGCAGCAGUUUCAGUUAGCUCUGCAAAGAUUGAUGGAGACGAGGAAAACAUUAAAGAGAAAGGAAAAGUAGAGCAGGACGCUGCAGGAGCUCAGGAUACUGCAGCCUCCGCAGAGCGUAAUGACUCGCCGACUACAGAACCAACGCUAACGCAGAAGCAACCGGGUGCGAGCAAAAAAGCGAAGGCCAACAAGAAGAGAAAGGCUGCUAGUCAAAAAGCCUCUCCAGCUAGCGCUACCGCGGGUGACGAAGCAGAACCACUAUCGAAAAACCCAGGCACGGAAGCUGACGAAAAAGAUGAAAAAUCCAGCAAGUCCUCUACUAGUACUGGCGCAGAGCCUUCAACAACUACGCCAUCUAAGCAGGCCGCACAGCGCGCGAAAGGUAAGUCUAAGGAGAGAGAUAACACCGGAGGUGAAGGAGCAUCAGAAGCAACGAAAUGUAAGACCGCCGCUUCUACGCGCGCAACGACGGCUUCGAACUCGCGAAAGCGCAGCAAGGAGAAGGGAAAAAAGGUGAACGAGGAACUGUUUGCGCAGAAGUACGGUCUCGAUGAGCUUGCCCUGCGUAAGUUGCACGAGCUUCCGCCGGAAAAGCAGCAAGAGGCAAUGAAGAAGUUCAAUCCGGUGCGGGCCAUCGCUGUCGAGGAUUACUCGCGAGUCUUCAUGGCUUUCAUGAAAAAGUUGCGCGACCCCGAAGAAAAGCAACCGGGCCCAAAUAGCAACGCCAUGAUCCGAAUGUGGAAGCCCGGAGAAGAUUUCGUCCCGUCCGGCGUUGUUGGGGGCGAGGUGCCGCGAGCCGCCAUGGAACAAGCACCGGAGCAAGACGCGACGCCCCAGCCCUUGCAGUUUUACGAGUACAACAGGAGAUCGAUCUUUUUUGUUUGUUGAACGAUUUGAUGUCUCAUCUGUAGUUCACAUGAUGAUAGACAUAGAUUUUGCAUCCGUUGUACAGCGAGGCUCGCACUCGAAAAAGAAACUCAAGAAUCAGAUUUUGACUUGCUUAAACUGCUGAACUAAACAGGGCGGAUGCAGCAGCUGUGCCGCAGUUCGUCUUCGUAAACUACGAUCCAAGCAGUGUAGGGGCAAAGACGGGAGCAGCUACGUUGGUACAUGUGGAUGCAAACGGUAUUGCUGAGUGAUUAUCUUCUACUUGUUCUUCGGAACUCGUAUGAUUAUCUUUACAGUUGCUAUCUUUGGAGAACAACCUCAGUGCCGUUGUCGUGUCAGUCCGUUUCCUGUCGAAUAAUAAAUUCGCUUUGUCUUCACAAAAUCAAGACAACUACAGGGAACAUGAUUCCGGCGGCUUCAACGGCCACGGGCGCGGGAGCGACGCUGGCGUCAACGGCCUCUACACCGGUGGCUUACGCCUACCCCGCAGCUGCGACACCCGGGGCGACCCACCAGUACUACAUGGUCCCAACGACUCCGACAACCGCCUGCUUCGCGAUAUGGCGUUCUCAAACGUUACAUUCUCAACUGUUACAUGAAAUUUGUCAUGCAAGAACGGCAAAAGUGAAAGGGAAAAGAUUGGGCCUCUUGCAUUACAGGUUUGGAGCAGAUUAUGAUGCUAUCUAGCGCGUCGAGAAGUUGUCAUGCAGAGAAGGCUUGAUCGUGUGAAGAGCGACAGUGUUUUUGCAUGACAGAUCAUGUAACAGUUGAGAAUGUAACAUUUGAGAACGCCAUACGCGACCUCGACUCCCGUCAGUGCCAUUUACCACUCGACCACAGGGGCGGCGGCGACUGCCACUCCAGUUUCGGCCGACACUGCCACACCAGGUUCGUUUGUUUCCGACGAUGUUCACGUUUACCAUCAUCAUGUCUUUCACAGUAGUAGCCCAACGCAUGCACAACAUGCUCUCUCGUCUUUUGGUGGUGCAGCAGGGGAAAAUCUCAUGUCCAUGCCUACCGCAAUGCCAAGCGCCACGCCAAAAGCAAUGGCCGCAACUUGUGCGACGAAAGCCAGUUUCAGGAAGAACAGUAACAGUAAGGCGCUUCUUGCGCCUCUUCCGGAGAAAAACAAGAAUAAGAAACCGCUCGUAGCUGCGGUAGGGACAGCACCGUACGACGCGUUUAGUGGCGUGUUUUUUGCAACAAACCAAGGAACAGAGGCACAAGACGGCGACAAAGAAAAACGAAAGACGAUGAAAUCUACAAGUCCCUCAUCCAAUGUAAGCUCAGCUGCUGUUGCAGUUGCGCCCCCGCCCUACGGUGGUGCUUUCAAUAAUAGUGAGAACUGCGUCCGUGAUUCUGGCGUGAGCAGGUACCCGAAGCAAAGCGGCGCCACACUUUAUCCGGUCCAGACAGGGGCGCGCGAUGCUCUUCUCAUAGCUGCGACCGCUGCUGCGCAGCAAGAAAGCUCAGUCAACCCUCUCAUGGCUGGAAGUAUCAGCAGCAGCGGUAGUAGCGAAGCAUACGUUGUCGCCGGCGACUUCCAUUACAAUAACUACUACGGUGUUGAUGCCCGCGGUCAGGCACAGUGGCAGACCGCUUCUGCGAAUGAUGGAAAUAUGAACAGUGCUACACCUCCCACCUUCUACCAGCUCUUCGGAUAA